CUGUGAUUGGCAUUGCACAUUGCACAUUCGUGUAUAUGUAAUGUAUGUAUUUUGUCCGAUAACAUCGUGAAAUUCAUUCUAUAAAAACCCGAUAAUUUACCAUGGCGGAUAAACUGAAGAUCGGUGGUUAUCCUGCGGAAUACGAUUUUGUGAGACACGGGCCGUAUGAUCCUGCACGUUAUUAUGGAAAGCCUGACACUGCGUUCUUGGAUCUGAAACUCAACGAGAUCCCUGCCUGGAUCGCGAGACGACAAAAGAGUCCACAGGCACUUGCGGCACUGUGCUCCCGAGCGUUUUGGCGUUGGCAGCAUAAGUACUUGCAGCCUAAACGAACUGGUAUAGCUCCUUUCUUCCAAGUGGUAGUGGUUUCUAUGUUUGCGUUCUAUGUAAUGAAUUACAAAAAGCUACGUCAUCACAAGUCCUACAAGUAUCACUAAUUGUACUCUAUUAGUGAUAGAGUGUCUCUAUAUCUAGACACUUCCAUAGAUGAUCAGAAUAAAAGUAACUCGUGCAUCAGUUAUUCACGAAAGAUGUUGAGCUGUUUAGGAUGCGUUUGAAUAAAUAUUCUUAGUAUGCACAAAAAUACAUAAUUUAUUAUAUUGGCUAUAUUAACUCCCAUCUAAUAUAAAAUGUUAAUUGAAAAUUAUCUGAACGUAGCAAUAAAGUUUAAUGAAACUAAUCCUAUUUCUUGGAAAUUAUAAUACAGAGAUGUCUAAGUUAUACAAAAUAAUAUACAUAAUGAAUCGGUUGAAAAACGUAUAGCUAUUUUAAAGAAAUAAAUUUUUAGGAAGAAAGUA
Messenger RNA from Temnothorax curvispinosus, 797 nucleotides. It is a transcript of the gene ATPsynF, whose product is annotated as putative ATP synthase subunit f, mitochondrial. Lineage: Eukaryota; Metazoa; Arthropoda; Insecta; Hymenoptera; Formicidae. The record is from RefSeq and is a predicted model, not a curated record. The transcript is spliced from 4 exons. Gene Ontology annotation, molecular function: proton-transporting ATP synthase activity, rotational mechanism. Gene Ontology annotation, biological process: proton motive force-driven mitochondrial ATP synthesis. Bases 102 to 437 code for a protein of 111 amino acids.